AGGCAAAUUGCUCGCUGGCUUAACAAAGAUUCCUUGUAACGACGUCGUUUAUUUGCCAACUUCUACCCCCACCCACCAUCGAUUUUUCCUACUCGCUUUCUGCUUUGACCUCUGCCUUCGCUCCUUUGACUCUCAAUUUAUCGAAGAAACUGGAUCUUCGUAACGCAAUCUUUUGCACUGUGGUGGUGAACAAAUCACUCUGCUCUGAACUUUCGAUGUUUCACCGGAACCUUGCUGAUGAUAAGCAUAAUUUUGAUUAAAAUCGGAUCAUUAAACUCAUCUGCUCUCGGGAGAAUCCUCGUGGGAUCCGCAGAUUUUCAAUUUUUUUAGGAAUGGCCUCAACCAAAGAUACAAAUGGCAAUGGGGAAAUAGAAGUAUCUAAUAGCAAAGAAGGAGAAGCUCAAAGUGCUUUCCACUUUUCUACAUCUCAAAAGACCUUAUUGAAUGAUGAAGUCACACAAAGAAGAUCCCCUGUUUCCAUUACUGUGGUCGCUCCUAUUAAGAGAAGAUUCUUCAAAUUUGGCUCAGCAUCUGCUAGGUUCCUGCAGAUUGCCAAAGAUAGAGAUGAGGUUUCACGAUCUGUGCAUUCUUCAAGUAGUCACCAUUUUCGAGAACGCCUAAAUGAAGUAUUUUCUAAGAAAAUUGAUUGGGCUUCACUUCUGAACAUGAGCAAAACAUGGAUCAGAGAUCCAAUGAACAUGGCUCUCUUCAUCUGGAUCACUGGUGUUGCUGUUUCAGGUGCAAUCCUAUUCCUUGUCAUGACUGGGAUGUUAAACGGUGCAUUGCCCAAGAAGUCCCAAAGAGAUGUUUGGUUUGAAGUCAACAAUCAAAUUCUGAAUGCAUUGUUUACCCUUAUGUGUCUGUACCAACAUCCAAAGCGAAUCCACCAUCUCAUACUUCUAUCUAGAUGGAAACCUGAAGAUGUUGCCAGACUUAGAAAGCUUUACUGCAAAGAUGGGACUUAUAAACCUCAUGAAUGGGCACACAUGAUGGUGGUUAUAAUUCUCCUAAACGUGAACUGCUUUGCUCAAUAUGCACUUUGUGGUCUUAAUCUGGGUUAUAGGAGGCCUCAGCGUCCAGCCAUAGGAGUAGGAAUAUGCAUAUCCGUUGCGAUUGCUGCACCUGCCAUUGCUGGUAUCUAUUCCAUUAUUAGUCCCUUGGGGAAGGAUUAUGAUUCUGAACUCGACGAGGAAGCACAGCUUCAGAAUCAGACAGUCGUUGGUAAUCAACAAGAACGGUCUAGGUUGAAAUCACUAGAGAAAAAAUAUUCAUUUGCUACAAGAGAUGAGCAUAGAAUUAUCGAGAACAGGCCGCAGUGGAGUGGCGGGAUACUAGACUUUUGGGAUGAUAUAUCUCUAGCAUACCUUUCCCUUUUCUGUAGUUUUUGUGUAUUUGGGUGGAAUAUGGAGAGACUGGGUUUUGGAAACAUGUAUGUCCAUAUUGUGACAUUCAUUCUGUUUUGUAUGGCUCCUUUCUGGAUUUUUCUCUUAGCUGCUGUAAAUAUUGAUAACGGAACUGUUAGGACGAUUAUGGCCAUUGCUGGGAUUAUUCUUUGUGUGUUUGGUUUACUUUAUGGCGGUUUUUGGCGGAUACGGAUGAGAAAGAGAUACAAUUUGCCAGCAUAUAACUUCUGUUUUGGCAAGCCUGCUGUGGCUGACUGCAGUCUAUGGCUUUUCUGUUGUUGGUGUACUCUGGCACAGGAGGCACGGACUGGGAAUUCUUAUGAUAUAGUACAAGAGAAGUUUUGCAGAAAACAAGCAGAGACAGAUGAGAGUAACGAGGCACUCGGUGAAGAUGACAAAUCCGGUGCACGUUCUCCGCUUGCAAACGCAUCCAGCCCAUCUAAGAUUAUCACAGGUGAUUCUCUUACUCUUAACUCAACGGGGUAUUAUAGUCCAGAAAGACUACUUGCUUCAGUGAAAGAAGAACUUGCAGAAGGUACAGAUAAAACUAUGGCGCCGCCUUCUCCUUCUUUGAUUCAGAGAGGAGCAACGUAACUCAGUUAAGCCAGAGGCUUGGAACUUGUGGUAUGUAAAUAGAAAUAUGUUGAGUCCUUUUGUACUACUUUUGUGUAAAAUGAAUUGAAAUUGCUUCCAUUUUCUUGAGUAUUCUGUCCAUUACAUGUAGAGAGCUCCCACGGGAAUUUGCUUCAUACUUUUAUGAUUUUGAGUUUUAUUCAAAGACCCAUGUAGGCUAUUUUGGCUUAUUGUGAAGUAUGAUAAUAGGUUUUUGGUUAGGCUUUGCUAUAGGAAACAUGUGUUUCCUUAUGUUCUUUGAAACAAUUGAAGCAAAGAGCUAAUAAUUGUUGAAGGGGAAAUGAGAAUGCCAAAAAAAGGUCUUAAUAGAGAGGAUAUUAUCUUU
Momordica charantia (bitter melon) is the source of this 2361-nucleotide messenger RNA. RefSeq lists its product as uncharacterized. Gene Ontology annotation, biological process: sesquiterpene biosynthetic process. Gene Ontology annotation, molecular function: cyclase activity. The record is from RefSeq and is a predicted model, not a curated record. Lineage: Eukaryota; Viridiplantae; Streptophyta; Magnoliopsida; Cucurbitales; Cucurbitaceae.